Messenger RNA from Sardina pilchardus (European sardine), 3056 nucleotides. RefSeq names its product BCL2 interacting protein 2 (gene bnip2). Bases 679 to 2127 code for a protein of 482 amino acids. Gene Ontology annotation, cellular component: cytoplasm. The record is from RefSeq and is a predicted model, not a curated record. Lineage: Eukaryota; Metazoa; Chordata; Actinopteri; Clupeiformes; Clupeidae. Gene Ontology annotation, biological process: apoptotic process. The transcript is spliced from 11 exons.
CGGGGAAGGGAAGAGCUCUGACAGUUUUGGAACUGAGAAGCCCCCGUCUGGAGGAGGGGACUGGGAACUCACCCGGCCCGUAUUUCGAGUCGAACAAUACAAUGGAGGACCAGUUAAUACAACUUAAUAAAUAGAUAAGUAUAUUAGAUUGCGGGAGAAAUUCCUGAUCCAUUGAAUGGUAGAACUCCAUGGCUCUUGACUUACCAACCACCAGAUUGAAAAAGUUUUCCUUGUUAACGGUAGCAGACUAGCAAGCUAAUUGUAUUAGCACGCUAGCAGAGCCGAAGCAAUCAAGCCUUGGAAAGGAAGGAAAGGGAAAUAAGGACUGCGCACUCUAUCACCAAAAACAGAUCUCUACCAGGGAAGUUUACAACAAAAUUGUCGGUGUGCAGGAACGCUUUCAAGGUCUCCGUUUAACUUAACUUAACUCUGUCAGAGGAAUUAUGUUACUGAAGAAAAGUCACUUGCAUUGAAGUAUAUUUAUUAACGUUACAGCUCUCUGCGGUUAACGUUACCUAACUAACUUCGACUGCUAGCGAUAGGUUAGCCUACAGGAGUGUUGGCUGGCCAGCGAAGGAAAGGAAACGCAGAUUAGGGGUAGUUUGUGGUGAUUGACUUACACUUGAGCCAAAUAGCUUAGCUCGAAGUAAAAGAGGGCCGUGACUGAUAUAAGCUCUCAUGGCCUCAGAUGUGGUAGAAAGUGAAGUGGACUCGAGGCUGAACACAGCUGGAGACAUGGGUCUGAACAAAAGCAGCCCAGAUCCAGACACACCCAGGACACUUGAGAUGCUGGAAAACAAUGCGACGACGAGUCCGUCGCAUUCAUCAGAAGGUGGAGAGAAGGAAGAUGAGGAAAAGUCCGAAAAGUCCUCCACCAAAGACGUUGUUUUGUUGGAGAACGGGAAUUGUGCUGCGCCACUCGACAGCCCGACCCCACCAGGAUCUUCGCCACAGGAAGCGGAGACUCCAGACAAUGGACAAAAACAGGAGGAAUCGACUGUGGAGCGAACUUCCACUCCAGUUAACUUUACCCAGCACAACUCUUCACCUGAUGAUUUAAAUGGAAGUCUGGAGCGCCAGGAGUCUGUCGCCACCACCGAAGCCCGGCUCAGGAUGGAGGGGGUGGAGCUUAAGGAAGAAUGGCAGGAUGAGGACUUUCCUAGGCCUCUCCCAGAGGAAGAGGAGGAGGAGGAAGAGGACAUUGAGCUCAGUGACGAUCUCUUCACUGGCACAUCAGGGGAAGGAGAACCUGCGACAAAACCCUACAGUGGCAAGAAGACCAAGAAGAAGCUCCUGGCCCCAGACAUCAGCCUGAAUCUAGACCGGAGCGAGGGCUCGGUUCUCUCUGACGAGCUGGACGACAGCACCGAACUGGACCUAGAUGACCUGGACACGCCCUCUGACAACAGCAACGAGUUUGAGUGGGAGGACGACCUUCCGAAGCCGAAGAGCACGGAUCUGCUGCGGAAGGGUGUGGAGUCGGUGCGCGAGUACUCUGCAUCUGAGGAGCGGGAGGAGGGCCGUCGCUGGAGGGUCUUCCGCAUCGGGGACCAGGAGCACCGCGUCGACAUGAAGGCCAUCGAGCCCUACAAGAGGGUCAUCAGUCAUGGAGGUUACUACGGUGACGGGUUGAAUGCCAUCAUUGUUUUUGCGGUGUGCUUCAUGCCGGAGAGCAACCAGCCAAAUUACAGAUACAUCAUGGACAAUCUCUUUAAGUAUGUGAUCGGUACUCUGGAGCUCCUGGUGGCUGAGAACUACAUGAUCGUGUACUUGAACGGUGCCACAUCUCGCCGCAAGAUGCCCAGUGUGGGGUGGCUCAGGAAGUGCUACCAGCAGAUCGACAGGAGGUUACGGAAGAACUUGAAGUCUUUGAUAAUCGUCCAUCCUUCCUGGUUCAUCCGCACCCUUCUUGCUCUCACCAAACCGUUCAUAAGCUCAAAGUUUAGCCAAAAAAUAAAGUAUGUGUUCAGCCUGACGGACCUGGCAGAGCUCGUUCCCAUGGAAUAUGUGUCCAUACCCGAGUGCAUUAAACAGUUUGAUGAAGAAAAAAAUAGGAAAAGACGUAAAAGGACUGACCAGGACAUGCAUGGCAAGGUGGAGAUGGCCGCAGCAGCAGUGCCGGAGUGAUGCAGGGUGUGUGCGUGUGUGUGUAUUUGUGUGUUUUGUGUGUGUUUGCACGCAGAGCCCCUCGCGUAGAGCAGCAACAAAAAAAACAGGAUAAAAGACAGAAGAAUGUGCAGCCAGUGGCAUCCAGGCUUGUUAUCGUUUUGGUUCUGUGUUUUUGGUUGGUUCUCUUUUUCUGAAGACUCAUCGAGAUCGAAUGGAGAUCUUCUCUUGUUGCCGACUUCAGAGUUGUGCCUUUUAAGACGCCGCUGCCUGUUCUGUCUGUGGACAUUUUCUGAUCUGUGUGUUGUAGUAAUGCCAAACACCCGGUCAAUACUUUGAGAUCUCAAUUCCGUUGCAAGCAAGCCAUUUUUAUAACCUUUUUACAUAAUGUAGCCACACAUAGACAUUUCUGUAGCCUUUGUCAUAGUUACUGAUGUAUGUGUAAGGCACUCCAUUUCCACAUAGAUGAUGCAUGGUCCUCAUUUCAGUUAAAAUAUAUAUUUAUAUUUCAAAAAAGUGAUGAAAAAGGAGAGAUUUAAUAUAUUUUUAUGGCUAUUGAUUUGAACAAUAUUUUUAGACUGCUCACCACUGGGCUUAGAUCACACCUGUUGUUAUUUACUGCUGAAUAGAACAAGGAGGUGCAUGGAAAAAAGAAGAAAAAAAAAGGUUUGUAGCGUGUCCUUUCUCCCUCACAUGCUGCAGGUAAAAGGAAGUUAAGACAGAAAAACGUGAUUAACCUGAACACGGAGCCUGUGGCCGAAAUAAAGGACCGCUCGUUUUCUGACAUGUGUUUUUUAAAUUGGUUGCCAAAUGUAAAAUGCCAAAUGUAUGUGUUGUGUAAAUGUGUUUUACUGUAAUUUGACAGAUGAAUAAGAGCAAGUGAUUGUAACUACAUAAGGAAUGGAAUCUGUCAAGUCAAAUACGGCCUGAAAAAAAAACACCAUAUGAUA